CCUCCAAUACCGCCGUCCUUCCUUCCUUCCCUCAUCUCCUUCCCCUCUUCAUCCUCCCUUCCUCAUCUUUUUUUCUUUUUUUUUAUCCUCAUCUCCAUCUCAUUUCAUUUCAUUUCUUCUAAUCCAACUGGGGGCAAUUUUUACUCGUGUAUACGAUCUCGAAACGGAAUCUCAUCAACUCACCAUUGCUUUACAAAUGCAUUCUUAGGUUUCUUUUUUCCCUUUUCCCAAUGAAGUUUCCAACUGCAGCUCUCUUGGGCGUCUUUUCAUUGGCGCUUUCCUUUACGCCAACAUUUGUCCAGGCGUGCGAACGUGAAUGUCAGGUGAAUGUCUCUCGUGCCUUCGCAGACAAGUACCAAAUCGUCUCGGGUGAUUAUUUCACCCUCCUUAACAGCAAGGUCGAGAAGAGUCUGUUCUAUGGUGUUCCUGUCAACGAUCUGCUGUCCUCUGUAGAGACCAAUAAUGCUAUCAAGUUGAUCCAAGAGUCCGUCGUCAAGGCCCAGAAUGCUUGGGAUGUCACUAUUUUCCAAACGGUCUUUGACACCAUCUUCAAGGACGAGCCCAAGUUCAAGGGAGAUUGCAAUCACCCCUAUCGUGUUAAACAACCCCCUCUAGGUGUCAAUUGGACCAUGCCUGAUUGUCAUAAUAUGGACUACAUCUGUGGUAACCCACCUUCCAUCUGUCAUUUCAUGCCCAUGAUCAAGACCAGGAUCGUUAAGAAGCUGAUGAUGCAGUUGCAGGCCCGUGUCGAUGGAGAUGAUUCGGAUGUCUAUAUCAACUAUAUAGGACUCGCUCUCCAGACCCUGUUGACUCAGCAACCGAAGUUACAGACAUACUCUGCUACUCUGCACGGAAACUUGAACCAGGUCCUGGAGGAGCUCAAGCAAGAUUUGAUCCAGUUUGCAAAUGAGGGACAAUGGAAAAAAGAAUGGGAUAUGGAGAUCAAGAUUCUCUUGCUGACCUUCCCAUGACAAUAUUUUUUCCUUUUUCCCUUUCUUUUUCCCUGAUAUAAUAAUAUGAUAUAAUAUAGUAUAAUAUUUAUUUAUACAAUAUAGUAUAGAAUAAUACAAUAGCAU
Messenger RNA from Lobosporangium transversale, 1076 nucleotides. RefSeq lists its product as hypothetical. NCBI's taxonomy places the organism in Eukaryota, Fungi, Mortierellomycota, Mortierellomycetes, Mortierellales, Mortierellaceae. Bases 231 to 971 code for a protein of 246 amino acids. The transcript has 2 exons. The record is from RefSeq and is a predicted model, not a curated record.